CAAUUUGAACACUGGAGCAGAUGCUGUUUUCAACAUCUCCCCCUGUUCAAUUGCCCACUGUGUGGGUGGGAGUGUGUUUUCAAGCUACUUCCUGGGUGCCAAUGUGUGUUGUUGUAUGAGAAGCGGCCAGCAUCCAUAAUAGAGCCUGUGUGCUCUGAAUGGUAAUGAUGUGAGGGAGAUGUGAUGAGCACUGAAUGCCAGAGAUGGGCCACAAUUAAGUCACCAUUUACCAUCCUAGAGACGGAUAAGGGAAGAUGAAAUAAGAGCUGACGUAGGGAGGUUAACAAAAACUGGAUACGACAUGCUAAUGUGGGCUAAUUAUUAACCGACCAACGCAAAAUGGUUAACUCCAUACCACGCCUUAGUUUAUGUUUUAUUAUUAGGACAGGUGUUGCAUUAUUGGGACCUCCAUGUUGUUUAUGUCUUUAAAGAAUCCAGUACACCGACUGACAUUGUAGUGUAUGAUGUGUAUGCUUAGUGCCAAGGAGGGAAAGUGGUCUCUACUUUGCUUCAAUCAAUACAUUAUCAAAAAUGCAGAUGUGUAAAGUGGAUCUCUUAGAUCUUAGUGAAUCACACUUAGAUUGUUGUCUGCCUCCAAAUUAAACGUAUGGUUUCCUCCCUGGGCCGCCCUGGGAUUGAUAGAUAAAUUGAAAUAAGAAAAAAAAUAUUACAUUUGUUAAUAAUGUGCAUGAACAUGAGCCAUUUUCUAGAUAUUGGAGUAACAAAGCACGUUUGUUAUUGUGGUUGUCACGUGACUCUGACAACCAACCAUACUCGUGUUCUGCACCCGCAUAGAAUACUAUUCACCACCGACCAAUCAUCUGGCUCAAGUCAACCACAAUAAAAGAUGACACUACGUCUCAUAUCUUCAAAAUAAAAGCCUAUUUUUUUUGACAAUCUUUUGGGCAAACUAACUAGCAGUGAACAGUUAUAUAGAAAGUGUAGGGUGUUUUAUUUUAUAUAUAUAUAUAUAUGUUUUUUUAUGUGACAGAAGUUAAAUGCAAUUGCCAAUAACAUAAAUAAUCAAAUACUUUUAUCACAAGAAACCAUUACAUAGCUUUUGUAUUUCUGUGGUGUAAGAGUACCUUUCAUUAAGAAAAACGCAAUUGCACAGUGCGGUCUGUCAUUACAUUUCCUGUUAUUCCUCAUGUUUGCAAAUUGUCUUUAUUGCAUUAUCCCACAUUUGAAAGGGGUAUAGGUGAAUGUGAAAUUGUCUUUAUAUGAAAAAAUGAACAAUUAGUAUUCAUUCAACAUUUGUUUUGCUUUUAUCUCAUAAUGUGUAUAUUGGCAUGCUCCCGUGAUGUGGUGCCUUGAAUGGGAACAUCAGAAAUGCUAAAAGUAAACAAAUGUUUAUGCACAGAGAUGCAUAUUUGUUAUGGUCAAUGCGGUAAGGAUCAAGUAUGCCCCUCAAUAUCCAAGGGCAGCAUUUCGGCUCCCUGGUAAUAUACAUUGUUUCAGGCGAGGCUUCCACCGACGCCGCUUUCAUUGUGAAGCCUUCCGUCGGAAGUCUCGCUGUCCUUCCUCUCUACCUUGACAGGUGUGUGGGGCUCGCCGUGCUAUGGACCCGAUACCGUCCGGCGGACAGCGCGCUGCAGGCGGCCACACGCGGCGGCUGCUUCCCUCACGCUCACGUUACAACCCCCUCCCCGGCGUGUCGGUGCGACGAUGUGCUCGGUGCCGCCGGGUCGAGCGCCGGCCUCCGGUCCGUGUGGCAGGACGAUCAUCUAGAGUCACGGGGGGGGAAUUUAUCUCCCGCGACACGUGGAAGAGGCGGAGGACUGCGCGGCGGCUCGAGCUGCACGUUGCACGCAGGCGUGAUGCUUAGAGGCCGCUGCAUGAGGCAGCAAGCACGACGCGCAUGAUGGAGGAGGCUGCCAGUCGCCUCGAGCGGGACCAUGUGCACAACGUCUAUGACAAGAUUGCUCCGUACUUCAACGACAGCCGCUAUAAAGCCUGGCCGAAGGUCCGGCAGUUCCUGCUGGACCUGCAGCCGGGGAGCAUCGUGGCUGACAUUGGUUGUGGCAAUGGCAAGUAUCUGCACAUCAACAAGGAGGUGUUGAAGCUGGGGUGCGAUGUGUGUCACCCCUUGCUGGACUUUGCAUGGAGCCAAGGACACGAGGUCCAGAUGUGCGACGGGCUGCAUUUGCCUUACAGAGACGGCUGCUUCGACGCUGUGCUCUCGAUUGCAGUCAUCCAUCAUUUGUCCACCAAAGAACGCCGUAUCCGAGCAAUAAAGGAGAUGGCUCGCACCCUGCGAGUGGGCGGACGCAUCAUGAUCUACGUGUGGGCCAUGGAGCAGAAACGUCGGAAGUUCGAGAAACAGGACAUCUUUGUUCCCUGGAACCCCAACCCCGAGUCGCCCUGCGGCUCAACCGAGGAGCGCGCCGAACCCAGGAGCCGGGCCACGGGUCAGAGCGCGAGCGAAGCCAUAGACGACAACGCCGACAAGCACAGGAAAGUCCGAAGCACAUCCUCCGUGGCGGACGAGGAAGCGGACCUGGGCGGCGCCGCGCCGCAGCGGAGCGCACAGAGGCUGUGGUUCUUCUCCCGGUCCCUGGACUCCGUGUUUGACUUCGGAAGCCUGGUCAUCUCCCGCUCGUCCUCCAGAGAGCUGAGCACUUUGUCGCCCCCUCCCGGCGAAAACGAGGGGAACAAGGCCAGACGGCGCGGGAGACGGCGAGGCCUCAUCAGACAGGUAUCGAGCUUCUUUUCCCCCUCGCCCGUGAUCGGAUCCGAGGAGGACGUCUUCGACGCCGGCGCAGACCUGCGCGAGGGACAGAGGGAUCCCGGAAUAAGCGGCGGCACGCAGAGCGAGGGCGCCUCGGUGACGCUCGCGCGGGAGUGCGGCUCCCUGGCCCUGCCCGAUCUGGUCCCUUUCCAGAAGGAGCACCUGAUGCAGCCUGGAGACGAGAGGGAAGGAGGGCUGCAGGGAGAGGAGGAGCCGGAAAGCACAACGGGUUCUCAGGGGAGCGAGGGGCACGCGGAGGGCUCCUGCCUGAGGUACUAUCACGUCUUCAGGGAGGGAGAACUAGCAGAGCUGAUCGAGAAUCAUGUUGAAAAGCUUUGUGUCAAACACACCUACUUUGAUCACGCCAACUGGUGUGUGGUGGCAGAGAAAGUUCGGUUAUAGAAAAUCUGAUUUUAACUUGAUUUUUAUUGUUUUGCGUCAACUCUGCUGCAAGUGUUAGCACUGAAUCCCACAUUUGAUGACCAUGCAAUAUUGUGACUGGAAAGUGAAUAUAGAGAUGUAGAAGUUGUUAAAAGUACACUAAACUACUCCUUUGCUGCAAUUCUCUCCUUAGUGUAACUUAAUGGCAUCACAUGUCAUUUUAGAUGGUAUCAAUGUAAUGGUUUUCAUCAAUGGCCUUCAACGUAAAAAAAAAACUAUAUAGCUGUUUUUAUUGUAUAUAUCAACACAUGAAACCAACAAGCAUUAUCCACAUCUUCAGUGUGUGGGCCCUUUUAGUAUCAAUAAUUAUUUUUUAUUACUGAACCACAGCGAGCUCCAACGCCGCUAAUAAUUUGAACUCUCUUUAUGCACCAGAGAUUAAAAAGAAAUGCACUGUUUGUCUCUUUGGACUUUUGAUAUUAGCCAAAGAGGAAUUUGUGGAAUUACAUUACUCUUCCACCUGAUCUAAAAUGUUUUAUUUUGUUGAUUAGUGUAGAAUUCACUCAAUUAGUUAUUUUUGAUUCUUGAAAAUGAGCUAAAGUAUCUGUUAUUAACUUCUUGUGGACUCUCCAUAAUAUCGCAAAACGCCAUCAUAAGAAGAGCGAAAAGUUGUGCAGAAUAUCUUCCAAAGCAUUUGUGUAUUUACAUUUUAUUCUCCAAGUAUUUCAAAGCCUGAGCUGCCAGUGUUUGUGUGCUUGAUGUCUGUAAUAGUUGUAAACGUGUCUUGUGUUCGAUUAACAAAUACACUGCCUCAUAUAAUGUGAAUAAACAUUGCACUGUACCACAAAUAUACCGCUGCUCGAUGACUUAUUAGUGCAGUAUGUGUGGACCAACUGUUCAUUUUAAAGACACGCUGGUACCUUGAUGUCUUAUGUGAACUGUUGUAAAUACUUCUGAGUUUAAAUUUGUUUUUCAUUAAUAAAUAUUUUUGUUCAUGA
Pungitius pungitius (ninespine stickleback) is the source of this 4107-nucleotide messenger RNA. RefSeq names its product tRNA methyltransferase 9B (gene trmt9b). The coding region runs from base 1859 to 3130 and encodes 423 amino acids. The record is from RefSeq and is a predicted model, not a curated record. Gene Ontology annotation, cellular component: nucleus; cytoplasm. The transcript has 4 exons. Gene Ontology annotation, biological process: tRNA methylation; tRNA wobble uridine modification. Gene Ontology annotation, molecular function: S-adenosylmethionine-dependent methyltransferase activity; tRNA (5-carboxymethyluridine(34)-5-O)-methyltransferase activity; tRNA binding. NCBI's taxonomy places the organism in Eukaryota, Metazoa, Chordata, Actinopteri, Perciformes, Gasterosteidae.